Knipowitschia caucasica is the source of this 1287-nucleotide messenger RNA. The record is from the annotation of a GenBank genome assembly. NCBI's taxonomy places the organism in Eukaryota, Metazoa, Chordata, Actinopteri, Gobiiformes, Gobiidae.
AUGAGCCGCAGCGCGUUGCCAGUCUCCCACACAGAAGAAGCGGAGGAGCGCGCAUACUCUCACUCGCUCACGCACACGCACACGCACACACGCACUGGCCCUGGCGCUCCGUGGUCUGUCUGUGGACUCAGCAGGACGCGCAGCACCAUCUCCCGCAGCGGACAGAGACGGGAUUCUCCAGCGUGCGUCGCGAUGUAUUUCGGUAGUCUGUGCCACAGCGCUCUGCCCCAGCUGCUACGUCCCAGGGCGGGCAGGAGCCAGGCCCAGGACGCCCUCAGGCCUCUCCUCCCCUUCCACCUGCUGCCAGCCUUCUCCGACAUGGAGCCGGUGCACAAAGCCCUGCUCGGCCCCAGCUCAGCUCUGAAGAGGCGGCACGGAUCCUGCGGAGUGUGUCGGCUGAAGUUCAACUUGGAGGCCCCGGCGUCUUCUCAUUACAGUGGCACCAGACACGCAAAGCGGAUAAAAGCGUUGGAUACCCCCGACUCUUCGAUCGGGAAAUCUGAACCCGUCGCCAAGGAAACCGCAUCCCGAACCCAAGCGCCGUCACCCUCCGGCUUCGACGCAGCAUCCGGAGAGCCCACAUCCCCAGCUCCCUCGUCGGAUGCAGCCUCCUCAGACAUCACCACCGCUGACCACACACCUUGCCCCGAAGCAAAGGACCAGGAAGAAGAAGAGGAGGAGAAAGCCAAGCGUCUCCUUUACUGCUCGCUCUGUAAAGUGGCCGUCAACUCUGCCUCUCAGCUCCAGGCCCACAACAGCGGCACAAAGCACAAGACCAUGCUGGAGGCCAGGAGUGGGGAGGGAGUCAUCAAGUCCUUCCCCAGGUCGGGAGUGAAGGCAAAGCUGGCAGCUUCCUCCACAGACGCUCCGACCGGGCUGCAGAACAAAACUUUCCACUGUGAGAUCUGCGAUGUGCACGUCAACUCGGAAACUCAGCUCAAACAGCACAUCAGCAGCAGGAGGCAUAAGGACAGGGCCGCGGGGAAACCUGGAAAACCCAAGUUCAGCCCGUAUCCUCCCGGCCACAGGAACCAGCACAACUUUCAGACGAUUCAAAUGGCGCUGAGGAAGAGCCAGGAUCUGACCAAACCCCUGACGUCCUGUCUCCUCCAGCAGCAGAUCUCGGUCGCGGCUGCCAUGGCGACCACAAUGCACCCGUUCCCUCUGCGUCCCACCACAAACUCUGCCCCCGCGCUGUUCCAGAGUCCGGGUCUCCCCCACCAGGCCCUGCUGACCCCCGGCUCCAUGUGCUCCACAUCCGGGCCGGUCCUAUUCACCCCGUUCUGA